Messenger RNA from Spirodela intermedia, 9022 nucleotides. Lineage: Eukaryota; Viridiplantae; Streptophyta; Magnoliopsida; Alismatales; Araceae. The record is from the annotation of a GenBank genome assembly.
AUGAGCGGCAAGAGCGGGGAGGACGCCGGACAGCUGGCCCCGGGGCCGCGGCCGCCGCCGUUGGAGUGGAAAUUUUCUCAAGUGUUCGGCGAACGGACGGCGGGAGAGGAGGUCCAGGAAGGUACGCCCUUUUUCGCCUUAUGCCGCUAUUUGGUGGCAGUAUCUGUCGCUAUCUGGUCUGCUGUAAUUUUUUCAUCGUUUCCUCAUAUUGCUGUCCUCUCUUCUCAAGAUUCCUCAGGAGCGUAGGUUGCAUUCCCCUCUUCGUUCGAAUUUUCUUUUGGGAUAUUCGUCGGAUUUUGAUCACGUUUUAUGAGUUUGCUUGCUUAACUCUUUGGACAGCGGGUAUAUUUGGUGCAGAAUUUCAUCCCAUUGAUAGCCGGGUAAUUUUUGAAAUAUAUAUAUAUAUAUCUCUGAAGGGAGCCGUACAUCUGUUGUGUGCUGAAAUAUUGUAGCCUCAGUUGCUGGGAUCUUUAUUUUCCUUCUCCCAUCCCGAUAAAUAGGUCAAUCAAGUGGAGCUCUAAUUCUCGAUCGUCACCAAAGCAAGCAUGAUUUAGUAUUUACCUUUCACUGUCAAAAAUAUGUGCGAGUUUAUCUUAGUAGUAUGACUGUUCAGUCUGUACUAAGACUAUGAAAUGCGAUUUUUCAAGAAUUAAACCAUUCAUACAGAAGUAUUUCAGGACAUAAUUGCCUCCAUCCUCAUUCUUCCUGCUUCCACCCCAAAUGAUUUUUUUUUUGGUUUGGCAGUAUAUUCCAUGUACAGCGUAGAUGUGCAUCUCUUUUCAACGUAUCAUAUCAUCUGUAUUUUGUGUCUCUAAAGUUUAAGCUGAAUUUAUCUAACUUAGUUUAUAUUCAAUAAAUGAGACGAGUAAUAAAUGAGGCAAAAUUCAAGCAGAUGUUCUCAAAAAAAUGUGCUCACCCCAGAGUAAUCUCGGUCAAGUCUCUCAAGCCUUGUAUCCUUAAAAUAUUGGACGGGAAUCUUUCAUAGAAAUUUCUCUUUUGGGUAUUUUCCAACUGCUCAUUUUACACCUAGGCAGGUUUUAGUUUGGAUGAAGAAGUUCAAAUGAGAACUCAUUAACCAAAGGAAUCUUAUGUUAUUUUGCCCAUCUCAAAUUGCCAGUCUCCUUUAAAGAUUAAUGAAAUCUAACAAAAUCAGUAGUAACUUUUACGUCCAUAAUUUAGGACAUUUUUGAUUCAUUAUGCUAAUUUCACUUAUAGGAGCAGUGUAUUGAGUUUUUCUGUACAAAUCUUGUCUUAUGACAUAAGUAACUCCAUAUCACCGUGUAAUAAUUGAGCAUAAACUGUCCUGUUACAGCUCAGUUAGCUUCUUCUUUUUUUACCAUUUUAGCUCCUUUUUAUCAUUUAGUAUUAGAACCCCGUUUGGGUGCUCUAACACUUGACAUUAGCUGCUCUAAUAUAGAUUGCCAAAUUCCUGUUUUCUUACUGACUAUCUUUGUUGCUUGCCGCCUCCUGCAGUUGACAUCAUCUCUGCAAUUGAAUUUGACAAAUCUGGUGGUCAUCUUGCUACUGGUGACCGAGGAGGCCGUGUUGUUCUGUUUGAAAGAACAGAUAUCAGAGAUGUAUGUCUAGCUGCUAGUAACUUUUUUCUCUUACUUUAAUGUCUUCUGUACCUUGUUUGUCACGCUUUCACUAUUUUCAGUUCCCUUAUACCUUUUUAAUCUCUUCAUGCUAUUACAUCUCCUGAAUAAUUGAUGAUGUAAUUUGCAGCAAAGCGGUCAAAGAUCUCUAGAAAGGUUAGAUUAUCCAGUUAGGCAUCCUGAAUUUCGCUACAAAACUGAGUUCCAAAGCCAUGAACCAGAGGUACUUAUCAUUUGUAUUGUUUGUGAUCAAAGUGUCGACUAUUCAUUCCUUUAUACAAUUUUGACUGACCACGCUCUCUCUCUCUCUCUCACACACACACACACACACACACACAGUUUGACUAUCUCAAAAGUUUGGAGAUAGAAGAGAAGAUAAACAAGAUUCGCUGGUGCCAAACAGCUAAUGGCGCCCUGUUUAUUUUAUCAACUAAUGACAAAACGAUAAAACUAUGGAAGGUAUCUCCUGUUCAUUAAGCAAGUAUACUAAUCUCCUUUGGAAUCAGUGAAUCUGCGGACAAUAUUCCUUAUCUUUCAUAGAUGUACACACAUGAAUUUGCUGGGCAUGGUGACUAUGUUUCUUAUGUUGUUUCACGUGAUGCCUACUAUGAUGCUAGUUGGAGGCCAUAAGGUGAAUGUGUUCACGUUUUGCUAUUUAUCUACGAAUUUCGUCUGAGUUUCUAUUGCAUCACUCUUUUUGUAUUUGGUAACUUUUGUUUGAAGAUGACAUAGUCUUGUUUGAUAGAAUAUGUGUCAGGCUUUUAAUGAUCUUUCUUGUUGCAAGGAUUUAUUUCUUGUUGUUUCCAUUGGGUUCAGAGAGAAAAGCGUUUUUUCAACGAUAAUACAUCUUCGAGAGGUAAUGUCGGGGGUCUAAGGUAGACUGAUAUGAUAUGUUACGGUGGAGGAGUGGUUGCAUUUUUUUUUGCAUUUUAAUGAGUAUCCUCUACUAUUUUUACAUGAGUCUAGGAAUUGUCUUUUACUAGAUUUUGAUGUGUUAUAUUAAUAUUUAUGCAUGUUAAAAACGUAUACAAGGAUUUAUUCUAUUUAUUUAUGUGGAUUCAUCAAAUUUCAGGGUAAGAUUUAAGAGUUGUUUGCAUAAUAUUAUGUGAAUUAAUUUUAACAUAUAUUAAUGCGUACACCCUUAUUAUGCAUAUUUUGGGAAACUAUGCCGAUUUUCUUGAUCAUCAUCCCUACUUUUCUUCACCUGUUUUGAGCUGAUUUCGACGUUCAAACAAUGAGCAGCAUCCAUAUUUGCAAAUAAAAUGCUCUUUAUUUUGAUCCUAUUUUUGGUUUUUUUCCUGUUCAGGUUCAAGAAAAGAAAGUGAAAAGAAUUUCAGAAAUGAAUUUGAAUGUAUCACAAGGUUUAGGAAAUGGUAGCAUUGCGAGUUCAAGUACAGCUAGUUCAAAGGCAUUUCUUCCAAAUGGCACUUACUCAGAAAGUCGCUACAAUUAUCUGACCAAGGAUUUCUCAUUUCCUCCUGGAGGAUUUCCUUCACUCCGUUUACCUGUGGUAGUUGUAUUCAACAUAUUCCUUAUAUUUUAUAAUGUUUCAGAUAGCGUAUGCUGUUUUCUGUAGAGUGGAGUAUCUUGUUCCUGACCAUUAUGGAAUUUCUACAUGUUGUGUUGAAUUCUAAAAUCCACUUGCGGGUUUUUUGGCUAGAGUAUCAAUCAAACUUGCAAACCUGAAAACAGGUGCAGGCUUCAUGAAACUUGGUUGCUUCUUGUAUAUAUAUCAUAUGACUGGGAAACAUAGAGUGUCAGGAUACUUUGAUUCAAAAUGCCAGAACUUUCUGUAAACAACUUACUUGCUUAGCAUUUCGUUUCAGUGUUUAGAUGUGUAUGAAACCUUCGUAUUUGUUGAUAGGCUAUGUAAUUUAAGGGUGAACUUUCUCGUCUUUGUGCUCUUAAACAUAAAUAUGAGGGAAUAAACUAAUAUUCUGUGCAUCUCUAUGUUUAGGUAAUUGAGAAUGAGACAAGCCUUGCUGCUAGAUGUCGAAGGAUCUAUGCUCAUGCGCAUGAUUAUCAUAUCAACUCCAUCUCGAAUAACAGGUGUGCAUAAUCUGUACAUUUGACAGAAUUAUGGUUGUAAAUUGUCAAGCUUUCUUUUACUCUGCCAUUUAAUCUGAGGAUAGUAUUUUCCCUGAAUUUUUAACAGGUUGUUCUACUUUUUCCAAAUUCUUAGUUGUCCUGUGACAUUAGAUAUCUAUAAAAGAGGUGCUUGUUACCUGAGAGUUAUGCCGGGCUUAAAGUAUUUAUAUUUAUCAUGAUAUGUCGUAUGGAGCUGACCUCUGAGUAGAAUCUGUUGUUUUGGGCUGUCUGGACAUAGUCUACAAGUUGGUUCAGGUUGGUCCGAGCCUCAGCUUCUUAGCGAUAAUCUUUGACUCCAAUCUACUAUUUUUCUAGCAACUUCACGAUACCAGUUUUGGCCAAUCUUAAACUUUAGUCAAACUUGAUCAUCUCACUGAAGACGUAAAUUUGCAUAGGUUAAUGUUAUCCUUUUUUUUCUUGCAACGAGUGUUGUUAUACUUUCUGCAACAAAUAUGCCACGUUUUGAAGCUAAUGUCUUGCUGUGAAGGCACAUGGUUGUGUUGUUGAAGUCAACUCUUUUUAUGUUGAAUAAUAGAUAAGUAUGUCCCAGAGAAUCACUUUGAAGAAAGGUUGAUUCUCCUGAGCUCAGUAUUUUUCUGAUGCUAACUUAGAUGUCGCAGACAGUCCUUUCAUCGUGUUGAAAUUAAGACUGAUGAAGACACGCAUGGUUGACUAUUAUUUAAUUCAAUUUUAUUUAAUUUAAGGCUUCAAGAAACGCUGCUGAGUUGUCCCCCCGGAAAUCAUUUAAAGGUCAUGACAACUUUAAGGAAUAGUUUUCUUUUAGAAAGGACCUUUUUGACAUCUAGGUCAGUGUUUGGUCUCUGAGAUAGGUAUUCACUUGUAGGACAGCUCAUACUUGCUUAUAUUCAUGAAUAUGCCAGGAUUGGACGGCAGCUGAUUAUUGUGUUUCUCCUUGUAACACCCAAUUACCUUUGGCGUUUUGUUCAUGCGCAUGCUAUGUAGGUUUCUUCAGUCAAUGAAUCGAGGUUGGAAAACUUUAUUUAUGGAUAAAACCCACGUUGUGAAAAUAGGCUGGCUUAUCCAUGACAAUGAUUGUUUCAUUGUUUUAUUUGGUGCCUGUUGGUUCUUAUUGUACAUUAGAGUCGUCGUUCAGGAUGCCCUGACUAAACGGAUUUUCACCAUGAAAUUGGUCCCUCCCUGUUAGCAUGAAACGCUUUUUGUUGAUCUUACUGUUAAAACCCAAUCCCCCCACUACAGCGCGCACACACAUCCCCAGAGAAAAAAAGAAGUAAAAAGCACAUUCACGCACACGCACAUGCACACGCACAGAGGUUUUUGAAGGGUCGUCACUAAUUAUAUCACUUUUCCAAGGAGGAAAAGGAGAACUCUUCAGCCAUCUGACCUCAUAAGAGAAGGUCUUUGGUGCUAAUUAUCAAGUGCCAUGCAAGAUCCAAGCAAUAGACUGUCAUACUCAUGACACGGAAAAGUGCAAAGUUUUCUUUUCUUGAUUUUCAUCUGCAUGAAUAGAGACAUUUAUGUACCGUGAAGAUAGAAGUAGCCCAAUUUAAUGCGCUGUAUCUUGUUUGAAAUAUCGUCCUGCUCAUCUGCUGUGUCAUACUUCCAGUCAAGUUUGAAUAUCACCAACGUUAUCCUAUUUUAUUUGCAGUGAUGGUGAAACAUUUAUCUCAGCUGACGAUCUACGAAUAAAUCUCUGGAAUUUGGAGAUAAGCAACCAGAGCUUUAACAUUGUCGAUGUGAAACCUGCGAACAUGGAGGAUCUUACUGGUAUACAUUUCAUGAGUUUUGAAUGAGAUCUAUUGUAUUUGAGUUUGUUCUUUGGCAGUUCAUUUAAAUAAAAGUUUCGUAACCAUAUCAGAUGAUUUCCAUUAAAGUUAAAAACACAGAUGCGAGGGGCUUUCUUAAAUAGAAAUUUGGUUGGAUUUCUUAAUUCUUUUUUGGAGGUUGGAUGUAGGAUUAGAAACAAGCAACCCCUAGUUAUAUGAUUAAAUAGUUUAACUUUUUCAUGAUAAUUUUUGUUAUCUUUGAAAGUCUGAUGGCUGUCGAUGUUGUUGUUUCCUUUACUGCACCGUGGGAUAUAUCAGAGGCAGUUUUUUUUUUUUUAGUCUAUUGCCUGUUUCUAAACAGUCCCUUUUUCCUUAUGGUGUGUUUCUAUUUUUCAUUCAUCUUUGACUUGGUGUUCAAUCUAAAGCACACGUUUUUACAAGUGUGUACAAGUUAUGCUGUUUUGUUUACUUGGUGCUCAUCCAAGGCCACUAUGAAAGCCAUAAUUUUGGAAACUCGCCUAUGCUAAGUUAAUGCUUGCUCUUAGACCCUGUUUACAUUAAUAAACGUGUUUGGCUGGGUGCCUUCCCAUGGAUGAAUUUGUGUGCGAUUGGGGCUUGCAAAAAAUCAUUUAUGCGUCAUUGCAUUAGCCAUUUAAAAAUGUGUUAUUUAUCAGUGCCCAUAUUCAAAGGAUAUCAUUCACAAAUGCAGUCCCCAACUGAGGAAGCGGAAUACUCAUUCGCAAAUGCAGCAAUUGGCAGAUGGCUGAUGUUCUACUGAACGUGAACAGGCAUUGAGCCAGUAAAAAAAUGGGAAUUUUAGAAAAAAAAAGUUACUUUUAAACGAGAGUUAAUGCUUGAGUUAUCAAAUAAUACAAGAUAUAUUAUUUAGUAUGUAUGUAUAAAUAAAAUAAGAUUUGAAUGUAUGAGUCGAUAGUGUUUACGUAUGAAAUAAUGUAUAAAUACUUAUGAUGCUAGUUAUCAACAUUCGCACAUGUGUUAUUUUAUUUAUUAAAUACUUUUUUUAGUGAUGAUAUGAGUAUCGACAAAGAGGAUCAUCCAACCUUUGUGAAAAUGAAAUAACUUAUCUACGUGUUUUCUUUCAUAAAUCAGGUUUGAAAAUUGAAUCGUCGACUCCUAUUCUUAUUGCUAUUUUUCAAGUUCAGGUAAGGUUCAUGUGGGUAUUAGAAUGAGCUCAGAAUCUAGAUUCGAGCAGGGAAACCCAAAGACAACCCUCCCUAUAUUUCUCUCACCUUCUUCCUUGUAUCUUCGCUUCCUCAUGACCUUAAUCUGAGAUUACCUCUGUUCGAAGAAUGCCUAUUACCCAUUUUUAAUGUUAUCACGACGAAUAGAAAGAAUACGGAGAACUUGAGAGCCCACAUCUUCUGUGGAAUUGGUUUAUAUACCUUUGUACGUUUACGUUUGUCUACAUAUAUGUCUAAUAUGAGCUCAAGGAAGUGCGAAAAGAAAAAUACUUGUCAGGAUCGUAUCUGGAGGGUUUCCCAAUGAACCUGUGAUAACAAUGAAGAAAAUAUUAAUGGCUUGCUUUGCUUGCAGCUUUUUUGAAAAUAGGGAGAUGGCUCUAACCCUGUGUUAUGACUAGAGAGAAUAAGGAGAGUGGGAGAGCCCUGUUCUCAAACAAUAUUGUUUUGCAUUUAUGCAAGUACGAGAAUUCAAAGAAGGGAAAAAAAGAAGAAGGAAAAAGUAGGAAAUAUGGGACAAUUGUCCAGCGAAUAUAUUAUCAUCUCUUAAGGUAUUUUAGCUGGUGAAAUUUAUCUCAAUUUUGACUGUGCACCUUGUCAAGAACGGUGAUACCCACCACUGUUGAAGGGGAAAAAAUCGCCAGAUGAAGUCAACAUUGUCAUCUGUUUUGACCGAUGUAUUAUACCAGUUUAGAGAAAAAAAAUGGUUUUUAUUUGGUAUUUUAGCCACCCUUGGAUUCUAGUGGAUUUUAAUUAUCACAUGAUCUUUUUUUUUAAUCUUUUUGAAUUUCGCAUAGAUGAUGAAUGUUUAGUCCUCCUUUUUUUUAUUUAGUUGUUUUUUAUUUUUUGAAAAGCUUAGCAAUAUAAUUUCCAUGUUCUUGGAAUGACAAGUCUUAAAGUCAGAUGCAUAUGAGCUUGACCUCGCAUAUUGUUGCAGAGGUGAUAACAUGCGCAGAAUUCCAUCCUUCCCACUGCCAUACGUUGGCAUAUAGCAGUUCAAAGGGAUCUAUCCGGCUUAUUGACCUGCGGCAAUCGGCAUUAUGUGACAAUCAUAGUCAGUUGUAAGCUAUUGCCUGCGACAUAUCCUCGCUUUGUUGAUCUUCUUAUGUCCGCACGCCUGCUUAGCUAAAGCCAUCGUUGAACUGCUUGAACGUAGAUUUGAAGAGCAUGAGGCACCUGGUUCAAGGUCUUUUUUUACCGAGAUCAUUGCCUCAAUAUCUGAUAUCAAGUUUGGAAGGGAUGGAAAGCACAUCUUGAGUCGUGAUUACAUGACUCUUAAGGUCUGUUGGUAGCCGGUGGAAUUUUUUUAAAAAUGAUUUUUAAUUAUUUUUUUAUUUUUAAGGCACGCCUUUUGGCAUUAGAAUUUUUGAUAAGUGACCCACAUGCCUGGAAUAAUUAAAUGCAUUAUAUUUCUUCUUUACUUGAUUACUGUUUGCAGGUGUUUUUUUCUUAUUGCAGUUUUAAGAAAGAAAACUUCAGAGCUUGUUAUAUAGUUUUUGAUUAGAAACAUGGACAUCUAUGCGAUGAGUUCACAUUUCUUCACUCUGUGAUCCGCUGACUCUCACCCUUCUUUCUCUCUGUCCUCAGCUCUGGGACAUCAACAUGAACUCUGGACCCGUCGCCACCUUCCAGGUCCAUGAAUACUUGAGGCCAAAGGUAUAUAUAUAUAUCUAGAGAGAGAGAGAGAGAGAGAGAGAGAGAGAGAGCCUUGCAGAGGUCUCUGGAGAAGCUGCGGCUGAGUUGACUUCUUCCUCUUUUGCAGCUAUGCGAUCUUUACGAGAACGACUCCAUUUUUGACAAGUUCGAGUGCUGCCUCAGUGGAGAUGGGCUCAGGGUGGCCACCGGCUCUUAUAGGUAAGAUCCAUGCCCUUUACACAGUAGAGCGUAGAUUCAGUUUCAGCAGCCAGCGAUCCCCUUCCUGUUCAUCCCGCAGCAACGUGUUCCGCGUCUUCGGCGUUCUUCCCGGGAGCACCGAGAACACGACCUUGGAGGCUAGCAGGACUCCCAUGAGGUCCGGCCCCUAGAACAUAAACUUUCCUCCUAUGGAAUAAAACAUGAUCCAAUUUGCUCAAACUCGGAACCAAUGCAGGAGGAACAUCCAGAGCCCCGCGAGGCCGGCAAGGUCUCUGAGUAACCUGACCCGGGUCGUCCGCAGAGGUCGGUCUUCCUUCCUGGCCCCAGCAGCAGAGCCUGGUUUUCUUACUUUAAAUUCUUCAUUGGGAGGUGAUGCCACCUUGUAUGUGAAUCUAUGGCCGCAGGAUCAGAGAGCCCCGGGGUAGACGCCAAUGGGAACUCCUACGACUUCACCAGCAAGCUGCUCCAUCUUGCUUGGCACCCGACUGAGAACUCCAUCGCCUGUGCCGCCGCCAACAGCCUGUACAUGUACUAUGCCUGA